Messenger RNA from Helianthus annuus (common sunflower), 1009 nucleotides. Its product is annotated as bet1-like protein At4g14600. The coding region runs from base 439 to 840 and encodes 133 amino acids. The record is from RefSeq and is a predicted model, not a curated record. The transcript has 5 exons. NCBI's taxonomy places the organism in Eukaryota, Viridiplantae, Streptophyta, Magnoliopsida, Asterales, Asteraceae.
AACAACAUUUUGCAUAUACGAGGUGAUUUCAAGAUAGCUCACUUAACAGAGACACGUGUUUAGGUCUCAAAGGUGACCAGAAAGUAAUUUAACAUCGUAAAGUAUCAUUAAGAAAAAAAAAAAAAAAAAAAACCUAAUCUCGUGCAUAAAGUUUAUUUAUUUAUUUAUUCUUUUUUAUGCUCCAACCGCGUUAAGCUAACCAGUAAACGUUAAAUCAUAAACAUACCCGAACGAUCACAGAAACCCUACGGAAACCACCACAUCUGCACAAAUAAUCAGAUCCGCUUGAUCGAAUCGGUACUUUUCGUUUCCAUCGAAGUUGUUCAAGCAGACAUCUGAUUUUGAUUUGAUCCCCGAUCUCUUCGGCUGACACGAAUCAAGGUUUUAAUCGGGUUCCUCAGUUAACGCUUAACACAACCUCAUAAAUUCUAUCGUUCAAUGGCGUCCAGUUCAAACAGAGGUGGCGGCUACUAUGGUGCUGCUCCAUAUAGAUCAAGAGAUGGGCUUAGCACCAGACAAGGAACCGGUUCUGAUGAAAUCCAACUGCGCAUUGAUCCAAUGCAUGGUGAUCUGGAUGAUGAGAUCAGUGGCCUCCGAAAGCAAGUUAGGCAGUUAAGGAAUGUAGCAUCAGAGAUCGAAACGGAGGCCAAAUUUCAGAAUGAGUUUAUUAAUCAGCUGCAAAUGACACUUAUAAAAGCUCAAGCAGGAGUGAAGAACAACAUGAGGAGACUAAACAAGAGCAUCGUCCAGUCUGGUUCAAGUCAUGUUCUGCAUGUGGUCUUAUUUGCCCUAUUUUGUCUCUUCCUGGUUUACUUGUGGUCCAAGUUUUCAAGAAGAUGAGGUGACAGGGAUUAAAAGAAAUUUGUGGUUCCCAAAAAAAAAAAAAAAAAAAGUUUGAGUGAAGAGAAAUGGUUUGUCAUAUGCUACCUUAAAACUGAAGACAGUGUGUUUCUUUGCAUGUAAAGAUUUAGAACAAUUAACAAAGUGAAACUUCUUCCUUUAUAAUAAA